AUUCGAUCAUGUGACGAUAUGUCUGACAAAUCAGCAAGUCGACAAAUUGAACGAACAUCAUCUCCAAUCCCUACCUGGUCCAGAUUUCGUGCUGCUCGCCUCGGAUAUCGUGUGUGCCAGCACUCCUGCCGACUUCGACUAUGCAGCCGUUGAGAAGCUCGGCUUCAAGCAGCGACUCGUGCUACGUAUUGGAUGUAGAGUGAUGAUGACAUACAAUCAUCCCUCUCGCGCUUAUGUGAAUGGGACCAUGGGGACGGUUGAAUCCAUUACUGGUCACGAUCUGAGUAAACCAACUGUUACUGUGAGAGUAGAUGAUGGUGGUCCAAUAAUCUACGUUCGACCUGAGAAAUUCACAGUCUCCGCUCCGAACGGAGGCACUAUAUUUCAGCGCGAGCAGUUACCUGUCACUCUAUGCUUUGCGAUGACUGCUCACCGCAACGUUGGUCUAUCCGUAUGUGGUGUCUGGCUACUGCUUCAAGAAUCCCCGUCUAAGCAAGGCGAUAUCGUGCGGAAGUUCUGGAGCGCUCCCUGGUUACAGGGAGCAUUGUAUACUACGAUGUCUCGAGUCGGCCGGAGCGAUCGUAUCAAGAUUUUUCCGAUGCGUAAUACGAACGGUGAUAUCAAGAAGCUCAGCCCGGUAUUUUAUAUGAAUCAAACCUGUGUGGCCUUCGACGAUAAGUGCCAGGAUGAGGAUAUAUUGGUACGUUUGCAGCGAAGUGUCCCAUCGGGCUCGUCUCGUGCCAAACCUGAAUGCCCAAGACGAAUCGAGUCUACCUCGCCAGAGAGCCGUGACUCACGGUUGGAGAGUGUGAUGCAUUCUGUCGUGGCCAACGCUGAGAAUGAGGUCAUUCUAGCCUUACACUACUCAUCUAGUAAGUCCCGUAGUGUAAGGAAGGCGAUACCUACCCCGAAGUGCGAUUAA
Perkinsus marinus ATCC 50983 is the source of this 922-nucleotide messenger RNA. RefSeq lists its product as hypothetical. The transcript has a single exon. The record is from RefSeq and is a predicted model, not a curated record. The annotation marks the transcript as partial. NCBI's taxonomy places the organism in Eukaryota, Perkinsozoa, Perkinsida, Perkinsidae.